Molecule: messenger RNA, 2542 nt
Organism: Microplitis demolitor
Lineage: Eukaryota; Metazoa; Arthropoda; Insecta; Hymenoptera; Braconidae
Product: high affinity cationic amino acid transporter 1
Exons: 9
Coding region: 399-2189 (596 amino acids)
Biological process (GO): transmembrane transport; amino acid transport
Cellular component (GO): plasma membrane
Molecular function (GO): amino acid transmembrane transporter activity
Source: RefSeq, a predicted model, not a curated record
CUGAUAAUGAUUAAAUUGUACACAUGCUGAUUACAAUGUAAGAAUCUUUAUCCUUGAGUUGACAGAUAGCUCAUCAAUGUAUUAUUUUUUUUUAUACGACGCAACAAAACGUUAUUACAAUUAUAGAAAAAUGUAAGUAGUAGAGGGGAACUUCAUGAGUCUUUAAAACAAUUACGCGAUAGAUAAGCAUUUUAAACGUAUUCUUACUUACAACAACACGAGCGAAUGUUAAACUUUUUAAAAACCCUAGUAUUGGAAAAUAAUAUCUACGAACGUGUCUAUACGUAGAUUAUAAUUUGAUUAAUUGCAUGUUUUUAUUAUAUACAUUUGUGUAAAUACCGCGUCUUCAAGAGCAGACCGCCGAAAAAUUAUUAGGUUUUUUUAGUUGCAUGUGAAGGAUGUUGUUCAAUGAAUUGUAUAAAGCUCUGACGAGAAAAAGAGUCGACGAAAUCAGUGAAGAGAAAGGUCAGCUGGCAAGAGUCCUGGGUUUGUUUAACUUAGUUACUCUAGGAGUCGGUUCGACUUUGGGUGUUGGUGUUUACGUUCUUACAGGAUAUCUAGCAAAAGAAGUUGCCGGUCCCGCUGUCUGCUUAUCGUUUUUGAUUGCAGCAUCAGCAUCAUCUUUAGCAGGAUUAUGUUAUGCUGAGUUUGCUGCCCGGGUUCCCAAAGCUGGAUCUGCAUACGUCUACAGCUAUGUUACUAUCGGAGAAUUAGUUGCGUUUGUUACAGGCUGGACACUUGUUCUUGAAUAUCUUAUUAUUACAGCAAGUGUUUCUCGAGGCCUUAGUAUUUAUAUUGACUCAUUCAUUGACGACAGGAUGAAAAAUUACUUUGAGUCGACCAUGCCGAUGAAACUGUCUUUCCUGUCAAGUUAUCCUGAUUUUUUUUCCUUCGGCUUUAUUAUAAUCAUUGCAAUCCUGCAAUGCAUGGGUGUCAAGAAAUCAUCAUAUUUCAAUUCAGUUGCUACGGUAGUUAAUUUAUUGACUAUUUGCAUUGUAGUAAUCGCAGGAUGUUUGAAAGGUAAAGCCAAAAAUUGGAAUAUUGGGAUUGAGGAGAUUCCUUCUGAUGUCAAAAACCCAGGAGUUGGUGGAUUUAUGCCCUUUGGGGUAAGUGGAGUAAUGGCAGCGACGGCAAAAUGUUUCUUUGCAUUUGUGGGGUUUGAUGCGAUUGCUACUACGGGCGAAGAAGCCAAAAAUCCACAGAAAAAUAUUCCACUUGCGAUUAUUACAUCUCUUGCUAUAUGCUGCAUUGCUUAUUUUUCCGUAUCGACGGCUCUGACAAUGAUGUGGCCAUAUUACGAUCAAAAUCCUGAAGCGCCAUUUCCACACGUGUUCAAACAAUUUGAGUGGCCAAUUGUCAUGUGGAUCGUUAAUAUUGGCGCAAUAUUUGCUUGCUGUACUUGUUUAUUUGGCGCAAUGUUUUCUCUGCCGAGAAUUUUGUAUGCCAUGGGGAGAGACGGCAUUAUUUUCAAAUUUUUCAGCAAAGUUAAUCGGAGAACCAAAACUCCUAUUGUUAGCACUUUGUCCGCUGGAUUUCUCGCAGGUUUGCUGUCGCUUAUCUUGAAUUUAAGUCAACUAAUGGACAUGUUGUCCGUUGGCACACUAGUAGCUUAUACGAUGGUUUCAAUGUGUGUGAUUAUUUUACGGUACGAAAAAGUACACGAUAGCACACUUCCAGAGGCUGAAAUAAAUCAAGACAUUUAUUAUUAUUGCAAGCAGAUCCUUAAUAUCAAUAAAAACAAAACCGCUACCCAAUUUUCAAGCCGAACUGUCAUCUGGGGAAUUUUUAUAUUUUGUAUUUUAUCAUUAGUUCUUUGUCUGACUUGUCACUACAUGGACUUUCAUAACGACGCUAAAAAUUUAAUUGGGUGUAUUUUUUUGUCCAUUGUCGUUCUAAUGAUGAUACUCGAUGUGAUCAUUAUUUAUAGACAACCUGUUAAUCCAACACAGCUAAGUUUUAAGGUUCCAUUUGUUCCUAUCAUACCAUGUUGCAGUCUUCUUAUAAAUAUUUUCCUCAUGGUUCAAUUGGAUACAUUUACUUGGCUGAGGUUGUUGAUAUGGUUGGCAUUAGGGUUUUGCAUUUACUUUUUUUAUGGGAUCCAUCAUAGUCAUCAACGAUCUAGAGAUAAUGCAGCGUCGCUUCAGAUUAUUCCCAAGAGAUCGAUAAAUAUUUUUCAAGUCAUCGACUAACUACUGUUAGAUUUUUUUUUUUUUUUUUUUUUAAAUAUAUUGAAAGUACUAUCAGCAGUGCAAGAAAACAUCGUAAUAAAUAUUAAUUUAUCGAUAAUGAAACAUAAAUAAACUUAUUUUGCGAUAACAACUCAAUAUUAGUGAAGAAAAGUCUGCAAAUAUUCAUAACUAAAAUUUUUCUAUACCAUUAUAUACUUUUAUAUUUUCUCAUUAAUUGCAUUAAUUAAAUUUAUCAGCACAUUAAUUAUAAUUAUGUCACUUAAUGCCUGUAAUUGCAUUAAAUAAUUUUUGGCAUGGCUUUUGAUCACGUGUGUUAUUACGAUGAUGCAUAAAAUAAAUUUCGAUAUAAUGUU